Microthlaspi erraticum is the source of this 2079-nucleotide messenger RNA. The record is from the annotation of a GenBank genome assembly. NCBI's taxonomy places the organism in Eukaryota, Viridiplantae, Streptophyta, Magnoliopsida, Brassicales, Brassicaceae.
AUGGCAGUCUUCACCUCACUCAAUCACUUUGUCUCGCUCACUCGUUUUCCUUCUUCUUCUUCCUUCUUCUCCUCUUACGCUCACCGUCUCUUCCUUUCUCCAUCGAUAUCCUCUUCUUCAAUCAGAAGAUUCAAUCUCUUUUCCCUCAAACCAUCUCGAUCCUUCGCAAUCAUGUCGUCUUCAACCCCACACGGUGCUGAUUCUCCUCACCAAGAGAAAACCACCACCGCUCCUUAUGGCUCCUGGAAGUCUCCGAUCACCGCCGACAUCGUUUCCGGAGCUUCAAAGCGUCUUGGAGGGACCGCCGUCGAUUCUCGCGGCCGUUUAGUCUGGCUCGAAUCUCGCCCCAAUGAAUCCGGGAGAGGAGUUUUGGUAAUGGAAGGAGAAAAACCGGGAGAUGAACCAAUCGAUAUCACACCAAAAGAGUUCGCUGUGAGGACUUUAACUCAAGAAUACGGUGGUGGUGCUUUCCGGAUUUCAUCAGACGACACUGUUUUCUUCUCCAAUUACAAGGAUCAGCGACUUUACAAGCAACACAUCACUGAUAAAGAUUCAUCUCCGAGGCCAAUUACUCCAGAUUAUGGUGCACCAGCUGUUACUUAUGCUGAUGGAGUCUUUGAUGCACGCUUUAACCGUUACAUUACUGUUAGGGAAGGUUGGUUUGGACUCUCUACUGCUAAGUUUUGGGUGGUUUCUGAUGAUUUUACAUAUGAACUCACUGGCUUAAGUUUUACAGAUGGUCGCCAAGACAGAUCAAACCCAAUUACAGCGAUAGUGGAGGUCAGUUUGAGUGGAGAGACGCUUGAAGAACCGAAAGUAGUCGUGAGUGGCAAUGAUUUCUAUGCGUUUCCACGCUUGGAUCCUAAGGGUGAGCGACUGGCAUGGAUUGAAUGGAGUCACCCUAAUAUGCCUUGGGAUAAAGCAGAGCUUUGGGUUGGCUACAUUUCCGAGAGCGGAAAAAUUGAUAAGCGUGUAUGUGUUGCUGGUUCUGAUCCCAAAUAUGUCGAAUCACCCACUGAGCCAAAGUGGUCAUCAAGAGGCAGAAAGGGAAGUCAUAUCUUGGCAUUUUGGAUGAUUCGCAGGACAUUGGGAAAUCAAUGCCUUUAUGUUGAGGGAGCAUCAGCAGUUCUUCCACCAUCAGUUGCCAAGGUAACACUAGAUCAGCAGAAGAUGAAAGCACUCAGUUCUGAGAUUGUUUGGUCUUCUUCACCUGAUGUUUUGAAGUACGAGGCUUUCUUCAGCGUGCCAGAGUUGAUUGAAUUCCCAACAGAGGUUCCUGGUCAGAACGCUUAUGCUUACUAUUAUCCUCCAACCAAUCCGCUAUACAAUGCUAGCAUGGAAGAGAAACCUCCGUUGCUAGUGAAGAGUCAUGGAGGACCAACUGCUGAAUCACGUGGAUCCUUAAAUCUAAAUAUCCAGUACUGGACAAGUCGAGGAUGGGCAUAUGUUGAUGUCAACUAUGGUGGAAGCACAGGUUAUGGUCGAGAGUAUCGAGAGCGGUUGUUACGGCAGUGGGGGAUUGUCGACGUUGAUGACUGUUGUGGCUGUGCUAAACAUUUGGUGUCUUCUGGAAAGGCAGAUGUUAAGCGGCUCUGUAUAUCUGGAGGUUCCGCAGGAGGCUACACAACUCUUGCAUCAUUGGCAUUCAGAGAUGUAUUCAAGGCCGGAGCGUCCUUAUACGGGGUGGCUGACUUAAAAAUGUUGAAAGACGAAGGUCAUAAGUUCGAAUCCCGCUAUAUCGACAAUCUUGUUGGAGAUGAGAAGGAUUUCUAUGAGAGAUCACCAAUCAACUUCGUCGAUAAGUUUUCUUGCCCCAUCAUCCUCUUCCAAGGAUUAGAAGACAAGGUUGUAACUCCGGAUCAAUCCCGUAAAAUAUAUCAAGCAUUGAAGUUAAAAGGUUUGCCUGUAGCACUUGUCGAGUACGAAGGAGAACAGCACGGUUUUCGCAAGGCGGAGAACAUCAAAUACACAUUGGAGCAACAGAUGGUGUUCUUUGCACGAGUCAUAGGAGGGUUCAACAUUGCAGAUGACAUCACUCCUCUGAAAAUUGACAACUUCGACACUUCCAGUGAUGCGUAG